Molecule: messenger RNA, 927 nt
Organism: Aspergillus piperis CBS 112811
Lineage: Eukaryota; Fungi; Ascomycota; Eurotiomycetes; Eurotiales; Aspergillaceae
Product: GNAT family N-acetyltransferase
Exons: 2
Coding region: 126-743 (205 amino acids)
Molecular function (GO): acyltransferase activity, transferring groups other than amino-acyl groups
Source: RefSeq, a predicted model, not a curated record
GGGUGAUCCGUGCACGCGAGUCAGUCAUCCUCCCCUCCAGACUGAAGCUAUUCCGACAGGGAUAAUAUUCCUCUUUCCCUUCAAUACCAAAUAAACCAGCAACUCUUCUUCAUACAGAUAUAGUCAUGGCUUCUACCACAUCCCCCCUCCGCCUCGAACCCGCCACUCUCGAGGACCUUCCUGCCCUCACCGACCUCUGGUACAAUGCCUUCACCACCGAAUCCAUGCUGACCAUCUGGCCCGACACCCCGGGCGUCCGACAAUGGUGGCACGAAGCCAACGAGCACGACAUGCGACACAAACCCGCAGAGAAAUUCCUCAAGGUCGUCGACACCUCCCAGAAUAACCGCAUCGUCGCCUACGCCAAAUGGUCUCUGCAGACGGCGGAAGAGCGUGGUGCUCGCUGGCCGGCCUGGCAUCCGGAUAUGGAUCCGGUGCAUAAUGAUGCCUUUGUCAAGCAGCUGGAGACAUUCCGGGCUGCGCUGGUGGGUGGGGGGAGACCGAACUAUUAUCUCGAUAUGCUCGCGACUCACACGGAUUACCGACGGAUGGGCGCCGCUCGUCUGCUUCUGGAAUGGGGCUGUCGCGCUGCGGACCAGGCAGGCGUGCCGGUCUACAUUGAUGCCAGUAAGGCGGGCAAGCCCGUCUAUGAGCGCUUUGGCUUCGAGGAUCGUAGCCAUGUCUUUGGGGAUACGGGUGCCUUGGCACCUAUGGUGCGGGAUCCACCGAAGAAGGAUGCUUGAGGGGAUAUAGUAGUGCAGAAGAUGGGGUAGAGGAGUAUAUGCCGGGUUUAUUCAAACUUCAUCGGCAACAGGGAACACGGAAGAAGGAUAUAUUUAUAGUAUAGAACCAAGGCCCUACCAACGAAACUGGUGGCCAAAACCCCUACCCAAUAGAUACAAUAGAUCAAGUACUUCAACCACGCUA